AUGCGGAACCCUCGCAAGAAUCUCCCUAGCACUGCCCGCCGCUUCUUCAUCCGGCUGGUGGUAUUCUAUGUUCUUGGAGCCCUGGCAAUCGGCAUCAUUACCAACUCUGAUUCCGAUGGUCUGGUCUCCGGUACUGGCAACGCUAACGCUUCUCCAUGGGUCAUUGCCAUCCAUUAUCAACGCAGGCAUCCUCACCAGUGCGUGGUCCUCCGGCAAUUCCUACCUCUUCAUGUCGAGCCGAGCGUUGUACUCCCUCGCGGUUGCAGGGAGCGCGCCAAAGGUAUUCACCAGAUGUACCCGUUACGGAAGGCCUAUCUACGCGGUGGCGGCCAGCAGCUGCUUUACCUUCCUUGCCUACCUAAGCUGCGGCUCUCAUGCUGGAGUAGUGUUUUCAACUGGCUCAUCAACCUGACCAACACCGCGGGUUUCACUUCCUGGGUUGUCUGCUCUAUUGUCCUCAUCCGAUUCCGAAAAGCGUGUGUGGCACAAGGCAUCACUGUCCCGUACAGCUCACGCAUUCAGCCAUACGCCUCAUAG
Molecule: messenger RNA, 537 nt
Organism: Exophiala xenobiotica
Lineage: Eukaryota; Fungi; Ascomycota; Eurotiomycetes; Chaetothyriales; Herpotrichiellaceae
Exons: 1
Coding region: 1-537 (178 amino acids)
Biological process (GO): amino acid transmembrane transport
Cellular component (GO): membrane
Molecular function (GO): amino acid transmembrane transporter activity
Source: RefSeq, a predicted model, not a curated record